AUGCAAGUGAUCAGCUUGUCGUCUUAUCCAAAAAUGUACGCAAUCUACAAUUUUCUAAAUUAUAUUGUAGUCCUCGCUGCGCUUGUCGCCAUCUCCUCUGCCAAACCCGCAUUGGUAAGCGCCCCGUUAGUAGCAGCUGCACCUGCCGUAGUCACAGCGUCCAGCUCGCAGUACUACCACCGCUAUAACAGCGGUUUAGCUGCCUACGUUGCUGCACCCGCUGCCUACGCUGCACCUUACAUUGCCGCUCCGUACGUGUCAGCUCCGUACGUGUCAGCUCCGUACGUCUCAGCGCCGUACGUCGCUGCACCCGCUCCCAUCGUUGCCGUUUAA
Molecule: messenger RNA, 333 nt
Organism: Arctia plantaginis
Lineage: Eukaryota; Metazoa; Arthropoda; Insecta; Lepidoptera; Erebidae
Source: the annotation of a GenBank genome assembly